UCUAAAGAAUAAAAGUGUAAAAUCUUAUUUUAGGAAAUGUCCUAAAUGAAUAGCCAGUAUAUCAGUCAGCUGAUAAACAAAAAUAUAGCUCCACUUGUGUGUUUUGUGCUGCAAAGGGUCAGAAUGUCCUUAGAAAACACUCUGAGAAGCUUUCAUGUAACUCCAGGAUGUGUGGGAAGGUAUCAAGAAAAUAAAACAGGGAAGCUCAGGAAUGUUGGGACACACUAAAGAGUAAAUGCUGCACCUGAAUAAAAAAAUACUGCUGAGAAGAAACAAUGGAGGACAUGAGCUUUAGCUUCAGUCACAACAAUAAUGCAGAUUGGACUGUAAACGUCUUUGUGAAGGUUCAUUAAAAACCAACAUGGCCUUUCAUUAGUAAGUUACAGCGCUUCUACAUGUGGGAAAUGUUAUACUUUUUUUUAUGCUUCCAGUAAAUGCUAGUGUGUCUUGCAGCACACUGGAGAGUAUUUAUCAGAUUAAAACUUCAAAUAAAUGUGCUCGCUUCAUUUCCCUCACUGCAUUGCCCCACGUGUUGUAGCAGCUGUCUGCAGAUGGAGGUCAUUUCUAAUGAGUUACACAUGACUGUUCGACCAGUUCCACCACACUUGAUUCUAAUACCUCAAAUCAGUUUCCAAGGAAAAGAGCUGGAUCGGUGUCGCCGUGCCAGUUAUUGCAACGCGUUUUUGCUGUUUAGAGAAGUACAGGAAACCAAAGGCUCGCAGUGGUAAUUCUCUUGUGCAGUAACAUUAGCCAAAAAAAAGAAAAAACUGGAUGGAAACUUUCAUUACAGCUCCCCUUUUUUCUGGUUUCUCUGAGUGUCCGUGGAAAGCAUUCGUGGCAUUUAGUCUGUCUGUGGACUCUUUGUUAAAAUGAUGAGUUCGUUUAACACGCUCUGAUUGCUUUCGGCUGUCGGAACAAACAGAAGUGGAGACCAAAAUCAUACAGGCAGGGAACAAAAAAAAUCACUAGCUUGUAAGAUUUAUUGGGUUUCAAUCUGCCCUCAGUGCAGUAGAUCCGUGGGAAGGAAACAUAUACUAUUUUAGUUUUUACUCAAUACUGAUGUGUUUAAGCUUGUGAGCUGUCACGUCGCUGCAGGUGACCAUUUUACAGCCAUAAAUAUCCCAAACACCUGAAUUCAAUUAGCAAGAGCAUUUACACAAACCACCCCCAGAUGGAGAACUCCUCCUCUGUUUACUGCAAACACAUGUUCCUGAUCACAUACACAAAUGAACUUUAGUCUCCUCCUACUCUUUCACACACCCACACCUUCUUUUACUUCCAGCCUCUCUGUAGAUGAGUUAAAGUUGCCUGCAACUUUACGCGGAAACAAGAGGGGGAAAGCAGGCCGACAGAAAUCAUGUUUGGAAGUGCUGGGGAGGUACUGUAGGGGGAGCACAGGUCAGAAAGAGGCUGCUUUUUUUUUCGGGAUAAACAAAGAAGUGUUUAGGGAUGGGAAUGUGAAAUAGGUUGGGUGGGGCAUUGGUUGUGCGGCUAUUCAGGAACAGGUUGAACUGGUUUCCGACCAAACUACUUGAUUCUCCCCUUACUCAGUCAUUUGUGGCAGCAGAUAGCAAAGGUGGAUGAAGUGAACCAGAUAAAGAAGGAGAAACAUUUUCUUUUGCCCAGGAAGGAAUUUCAACAUGCCUGAGGGUGGAGAAUAUUAUGGAAAGAACGGUGAGCCCAGGAAGCAUGACCCGAGCUUCAGGGGCCCAAUCCAGAACAGGGGCUGCACAGACAUUGUUUGCUGCAUUCUGUUCAUUAUUGCCAUACUUGGUUACAUUGCAGUGGGAAUACUUGCCUGGUCCCAGGGUGACCCAAGAAAGGUGAUCUACCCCACAGACAGCCGAGGACAGUUCUGUGGGCAGGCUGGCACUCCACUCGAGAAGAAGCCCUUUUUGUUCUACUUCAACAUCAUGAAGUGUGCCAGUCCCAUGGUGCUGCUGGAGUUCCAGUGCCCAACCACACAGAUGUGUGUGGAGAAGUGCCCUGAUAAGUUCAUGACAUUAAUCAAAGCAUACGCUGUCAAUAGUGACUUUGCCUACUAUAAAAACUUCUGCGAAGAAGGAGUGACCAACACAAUGGGUGUUGCAGAAAUCCUUAAGCAACGUCUCUGUCCUGCAAUGCUGCUUCCCAGCAAACCCUUCACCCGCAGGUGCUUCCCAGCUUUGGGCAUGAAAGGAGGGGUGAUAACUGUGGGAAACAGCUCCACAUUUAAUGAUGGAAAUGAAAUUAGAAACGCCCAAGACCUUGUUGCUGGUGUACAGAAUGCCACUGUGGUAAUGGAAGCUCGUCAGGUGGUGAUGAAAAUCUUUGAGGAUUUCACACAUUGCUGGUACUGGAUCCUCUUGGGAUUGGUUAUAGCCAUGAUCAUCAGCCUCGUCUUCCUCAUCCUCCUCCGCUUCCUGGCAGGGAUCAUGGUCUGGGUCAUGAUUGCCAUGUUGGUAGCGGUAAUAGGCUAUGGUAUCUUCCAUUGCUACAUGGAGUAUGCAGCCCUGAAAGGAGAGGCCGGCGCUAAUGUGACUAUCAAGGAUCUGGGCUUCCAGACAGAUUUCACAGUCUACCUGCAAAUUAGACAGACCUGGCUGGCCUUCAUUAUUAUUCUAGCCAUUGUGGAGGUCAUCAUCAUUUUGCUGCUCAUCUUCCUUUGGAAGAGGAUCCUCAUUGCCAUUGCUCUUAUUAAAGAAGCCAGCAGAGCAAUUGGACAUAUGUUGUGUUCCCUUUUCUACCCACUGUUUACAUUCCUCCUCCUGGCUGUGGUCAUUGCCUACUGGGGAGUAACUGCUGUUUUCUUGUCCACGUCCAAUCAGCCUAUCUACAAAAUCUUCAAUGAGACAAAUUGUGACUACUCAAGACAAACGUGUGACCCGGCUAACUACUCGACGAGUCCCAUGAAAGCCCAGUGUGCUGACUCAAAGUGCCUUUUUGCUUUCUACGGUGGAGAGACCCCUUACCACAAAUACCUAAUUGCCCUGCAGUUCUACAACGUCUUCCUCUUCUUUUGGUGUGCCAAUUUUGUCUUGGGACUAGGACAGAUGACCCUAGCCGGGGCGUUUGCUUCUUACUACUGGGCUGCCAAAAAGCCAGAUGACAUUCCUGCUUUCCCAGUGUUUUCUUCUCUUGGGAGAUCUCUCAGGUAUCACACAGGGACUCUGGCGUUUGGCUCCCUUAUCCUCUCCAUCAUCCAGAUCAUCAGGGUUUUGCUGGAGUAUCUGGACCACAAGCUAAAAGGAGCCCAAAAUAAGUUUGCAAAGUUCCUGUUGUGCUGUCUGAAGUGCUGUUUCUGGUGUCUGGAGAAAUUUGUCAAGUUCCUGAACAGAAAUGCGUAUAUUAUGUCGGCGAUCUAUGGGAAAAACUUUUGCACCUCUGCCAGAGACGCCUUCUUCCUCCUCAUGAGGAAUGUGAUCAGGGUGGCUGUGCUGGAUAAAGUGACAGAUUUCAUUUUAUUUUUGGGCAAACUGCUCAUUGUUGGGCUUCUGGGGGUCUUUUCCUUCUUCUUCUUCUUCUCUGGGAGAGUGAAAGCCUUUCAGAAUACAGCUCCAACCCUGAACUACUACUGGGUACCCAUCCUGACUAUGGUGGUUUGCUCAUACCUCAUCGCCCAUGCAUUCUUCAGCGUGUACUCCAUGUGCGUGGACACUCUGUUCCUGUGUUUCUGUGAAGACCUGGAGCGCAAUGACGGCUCAGCUGCGAGGCCUUAUUACAUGUCGCCAAGUCUUCGUGAGAUUCUGUGGAAGAACAAGGAGGAGGAUCCAUCUGAGCCCUCCGCUCAGCAGCAGCAGCAACACGAUGAAGACACCCAGCUGAAACAGGAGGCUCAGGAGGAGGACACGGCUUAGAGAGGAGUUUGUGGGGGGAAAAACUCAGAUUUUCCACUUAAUUACAGGCAGAGCAAAAUCCAGAAAGUCUUUUUAUUUUGAACCCUUUCAAAGUAUGAGCUGGGACUCUGUCAUCUGCUCCCUUAACUUCUCUCAGAUACUAGUACAGCUACAAAACACCACGCCUUAAAAUUGCAGGGAUUCAGCAUUUUGCUUUAGUCCACUUUGUGCAGAUGCAACCCUGCAAGUUUCAAAAUGAAUGAAGGAAGUUUUUCAGUUCAGAGUGAUUUCAGCAUCCUCCUGAGGUAAUAGGACGUUGAACGUUCCCUAAAUGGAUUAUCUAGGCUUGGUUUCGUUUGCCUCUGGUGGUCUUUAAACUGUUACAUCCGACACUAAGUAGCGUUUUAUACAGCAGCGGAUACCACGUUGUCUGCAGUAGAAUUUCACAAACUCACAGCAAAUACUGUCGAAUACUAUUUGUUAUAUUUAGAAAACACAUUUAAGAGUAAAGCACGUGGCUUCAUUUUUUUAGUGGUUCUUUUACUCGCAAGGCAUCACCACAGCGAUCCAAUCUGCAUAUUUGAUCUUGUGGAUUUUGACACUGGAUGCCCUUCCUGAUGUAACCCUGCUAGGAAUUUGUCUCCUCCCCAACUGGUGAUCUUUUGCUUGUUAGGCAAAUAUUUUAACCAAAAGUAAAGUAGACUGCCUAAAAGUAAGCCUAAAGCAUGGAUUGUUGCUAGGAAAUAAUAGUAAUAAUAAAUCGAACACAAAAACAAACAAAAUCACACUACUGUAGUACAGUAUAGGACAAGAAAACUCUGGUUACAGCUGGUAACCAAACCCUGUAGAAGCUAUAACCAGAGUCUUUUAAACAAACUACUUUCUUAUGUAAUAGGGUAGUUUAAUAGAGUUGCAUUUGUGUCUUAAACCUGCUUUUAUCCUAGCGGCAAGUAGGGGGCGGCGACUCAAGUUAUAUGGAAGUCUGUGGGAAAACAAGCCUACUACUUACUAUAUUUAUGACCUCAGUAAAUGCAAUCCUCAAACUGAUGAUGUCAUCAGUGGCUAGUGUGAUAUCAUGAGUACAGAAAAAUGAUUAAACUACUAAUUAUGGUCCAAGUUACUCUAACAGACUUGAAGAGAUCCACCCUCACACUUCAUAUCUUGUUAAAAAAACAAACAAACAAACAUUAUACGAUGGGAAGGGCCAAAAGUUGGGGUUCCAAAAACCAAAAGGUGAUGUCAUAGUGGCCAUGCUCGUGUUUUAUAUACAGUUUGUGAUUGUUUCUAAAAUAAUUCAAAUAAAUCAGCACAACAGACAUUAUUCGUCACUAUGGAGGUGGGGCUUAGCGAAGGGUCAACUUCAGCAAACAGAAGGGCUUUACAGCAGGCAGGAGUUUGGUAUGUGUUUAAUUGUUGUAUGAAUUUUGUGAUACGAGUGAUGUCACCUCACACUCAGAGAUUUAUUGACACUCGCUUCAUCCUGUUUAGCGUGCUGAAAGCUGGCAGAUGUUUUAUGGCUAUUGAAAAUGUGAAACUUCAGUGAACAUCUGGGUAAAUGGCUCCCUAUGAGGUGACUUCAUAUUUCUAACUCGGCGUUGCCUCCAUAAAACAUGCUCGCACUGCCACUAGCUAAUAGAAACUUGAAGCCAAUCAUGUGCCUAAUUGACAGCAUUAUUAAUGUUUUGCACAUUAGUGUUUACAGUUGAUGCAAACAGAAUCUUUUUUUAAUACACUCAGUGAAGCACUUUAAUCUAUGUUCACUCUAAGCCAUAACACAUUUGUCUGUUUAAUGAAUGCUGGUGAGUCUUUUAGUCGUGCAAUUUUUGUUUUGGUUUUUUAAACUGUAAAUUAGCGUAGCUUUGCCUUUUAAAAUAUUUUUUUAAUGACUGUGUGUUUUGCAGUGCAGUUGGUUUAAUAAACACAAUUUAACCAGUGAUAUCUGUUUAAUUAAAAAAACGGAUGCUUUUUUUUGUUUUGUUUGUUUGUUUGUUUGUUUGUUUGUUUUUGCAGAACUGAAAGGUUUUCAUUCAGAUUUCCUACCUGUCAAUAUACAUUGCAAAAUCUAAUGCUCAUUUAAACUUAUGCCAAGUCCUCGAAAGCAUGGUUUAAUGUCCUUUUCUUUGACCUCUUUCUAGUGGAGGAUUUGGAGAGGAAUGACGGCAGCCCGGAGAGGCCCUACAUGAUGUCCGAGAACCUCCUCAAAAUCCUGAAAAAGAA
Haplochromis burtoni (Burton's mouthbrooder) is the source of this 6032-nucleotide messenger RNA. Its product is annotated as choline transporter-like protein 2. Gene Ontology annotation, molecular function: choline transmembrane transporter activity. Lineage: Eukaryota; Metazoa; Chordata; Actinopteri; Cichliformes; Cichlidae. Gene Ontology annotation, biological process: transmembrane transport; choline transport. Bases 1641 to 3836 code for a protein of 731 amino acids. The record is from RefSeq and is a predicted model, not a curated record. Gene Ontology annotation, cellular component: membrane. The transcript has 22 exons.